Molecule: messenger RNA, 1542 nt
Organism: Nanorana parkeri
Lineage: Eukaryota; Metazoa; Chordata; Amphibia; Anura; Dicroglossidae
Gene: SLC41A1
Product: solute carrier family 41 member 1
Exons: 10
Coding region: 1-1542 (513 amino acids)
Biological process (GO): monoatomic cation transport
Cellular component (GO): plasma membrane
Molecular function (GO): monoatomic cation transmembrane transporter activity
Source: RefSeq, a predicted model, not a curated record
AUGUCACCGGUCACAGAACACAGGGAUGAAUGUGCAGCUAGUAAUAUUAUCCACCCUGCUCGCAAGGACAAGCAAUAUGUGGAUGUUGAAAAUAAUUCUCUCAUUGUGGCCCCAGUUUUUCUGAGACCAGAAGAGGAUGGGGUGGCUUUUUUAGGAUCCCGUGCAAACACCAAGGGUAUACAAGAAGAGGAUUCUUUGUUGGAAAAUGGGAGUCAGAGCACAGAAAACGAGGACCCAAAUGUAGACCCAACUUGUGAAGCUGUGGUACCACUAAAAGAAACCUCUUUCGCUAUUGGACUGCAAGUUCUCUUUCCAUUCCUGUUGGCGGGAUUUGGUACUGUGGCUGCAGGGAUGGUCCUUGAUGUUGUACAGCACUGGGACAUUUUCCAGGAGGUGACAGAAGUUUUUAUCCUAGUGCCUGCACUGCUAGGCUUAAAAGGGAACCUGGAAAUGACACUGGCUUCUCGUCUCUCAACUGCAGCAAACAUGGGGCUAAUGGAAACGUCCAAGGAGAAAUGGUCAAUGGUAGUUGGUAACAUGGCUCUGAUCCAGGUGCAGGCAACAGUUGUGGGUUUCUUGGCUUCCAUUGCAGCGGUUAUUUUUGGCUGGAUCCCAGACGGCCAUUUUUUUAUGGACCAUGGUGUACUGUUAUGUGCAAGCAGCAUCUCUACAGCAUUUAUUGCUUCUCUGGUGUUGGGUCUUGUGAUGAUUGGGGUUAUCAUUGGAUCCAAGAAUCUUGGUAUUAAUCCAGAUAAUGUGGCAACACCUAUUGCUGCCAGCCUUGGAGAUCUGGUUACUUUGGCACUUCUGUCUGGUAUAAGCAGAGUACUCUACAUAGAAAUGAAAAACAAUGCAUUUGUCAACCCGAUUGUGUGCUUGGUAUUCAUCACAAUGCUGCCUGUGUGGUUUGUGAUGGCAAGGAAAAAUUCAGCCACACAAGAACUGCUUUCAUCAGGCUGGGAACCAGUGAUCAUUGCCAUGGCCAUCAGCAGUUUAGGGGGAUUAAUUUUGGACAAAACUGUGUCUGACCCAAAUUUUGCUGGAAUAGCAGUUUUUACUCCAGUCAUAAAUGGUGUCGGAGGGAACCUUGUAGCUGUUCAGGCCAGCCGCAUAUCUACUUACCUCCACAUGACUGGGUCCCUUGGAGAGGACGCUGUACUUAAACCUUGCAAGUUUCCCAAUCCUUGUAGAACCUUCUUCAGCUCUGAUGUGAACUCCCGUUCAGCACGUGUCCUUUUUCUGAUGGUUGUGCCUGGACAUCUAAUUUUCUUGUAUACCAUUAACUCCAUGCAGGGUGGUCAUACUACUAUGACUCUGAUCUUCAUGGUCUUCUAUAUGAUGACAGCACUGCUACAGGUUGUGGUUCUCCUGUACAUUGCAGACUGGAUGGUCCACUGGAUGUGGAACAGGGGGCUGGAUCCUGAUAACUUCUCAAUUCCCUAUCUUACUGCUCUUGGUGAUCUUCUGGGUACUGGCCUCUUAGCCCUUAGCUUCCAUGUGCUUUGGUUAAUUGGAGACCGGGACAGUGAUGUUGGAGACUGA